Hemiscyllium ocellatum (epaulette shark) is the source of this 2871-nucleotide messenger RNA. RefSeq lists its product as uncharacterized. The transcript is spliced from 8 exons. The coding region runs from base 151 to 1710 and encodes 519 amino acids. NCBI's taxonomy places the organism in Eukaryota, Metazoa, Chordata, Chondrichthyes, Orectolobiformes, Hemiscylliidae. The record is from RefSeq and is a predicted model, not a curated record.
CGUUCACAGCAUUCGCCAUGCUGUUGAAACUGAUGACGAGAAGCACAUAAAACAAAAAAACCGUUCAAACCGGUUGUUGUGAUGCUGACAUAUUAACCAAUAAAACGCCAAAUGGUCGAGCGGGGGACCGGCUAGAAUUUGAAGAGGGAUAUGACAGCUUUCAUUACUCAUCCAUCAGUGAGAGUUAAAGGAACAGAGCAUAACUACAAUCCAGUUUUCUGCCAAGAUGAAAAAUGUUCUUCUAACUCUAAAGGUAGCCACAUGCACUGUCCCUUUUGUAGUGUGACUGAUGCCUACCAGGACCCUGUCAUCUUGAGAGCACAUUACAGAGUUAAACAUGUUGACAAAGGGCUUGAUUUUGCAGGUUUAAAGAUACUUCGCUGUUGUAAUCACUGUGACAUCAUUGGAACUAUCAAAGAAGAAAAGAAAUUUAAAGGUGCACACUGGCACUGCUACCGCUGUCGAAAUGGUUUCAAUAGACGUGAUGAAGCUAUGAAGCAUUACAAAACUCAUUUCCGCAACCCUCAUACGACUUUCCAAAUUCAAAUUACACAAGAGGUAAAUAGUCGACAGUAUUACGAACAAAGUGCAGAAGCUCAUCAUAAAGCUUAUGGAGGCAACCACAUUACCUCUGGUGGGACAAUGGAUAUCACACCAUUUAGUCCUGUUGUGACAGAAGUAGCCAUUAACACAACAACCUCGACUCUUACCAUGGGGAAGAAUGAUACUGUCAUAGGACAGACUGCAAAGGAUGGCAAUCUGACCAAUGGUGUCACUGCUGAUGCCAAAGAAUCUAUGGGCUCUACAUCAGCAGAUGAUCAUCAAACUCUGGUACUUAUGGACCCAGAUGGGGAAAAUGGAGAGCUUGUGUACAGUGAUACUACAAACUUAGUUGUAGAACAGAGCGAUGACACUUUGGAUCAAAAUCUGCUAAUAGAAAAGCAACUACUUGAACUACACCAGCAGAAUCAUCAACUUAGAGUAGAGAAAACAGAAACCGAGCGCAGGCUCCAAAUGGAAAUCCAACAGCUAAAAAAUCAGAUUGCAGGUCUUACAGAGGCCAAUUGGCAAAUGGCUGAAGAACUCAAGCAAUAUAAAUGUUCCAGAGAUAUUGAGAAUAAAAUAAAUCAAAUGAUUGAACAGAUGGAGAUACAGCACAAGGAGCUCUUACAGAUGCAGGUGGAGCUGUUACGGAAAGAGUAUAACAAGUUAAAUCAUCAAGUUAAUGGUGGCUCUGAUUCUCUUCAGGAUUCUAAAGAUGAUUGCACUAAUGAAACUGAGCGUACAACUGAACAGACAUUUGUGGGCAGUGCUACUUUGUCCCCCAAGCGUCAUAGCAUAACACUGACCUUACCCACCACUAUGGUGACUUCGCAUGAAAUCGUGACCUCUGAGCAUGGAAUCAUGUCAACAUCAGAUGAUGUAAUUGCAGCAUCUGAAGUGGACCUCAGUUCUGGAAAUGUCAUAUCCUUCAUUGAGCCUAAUAAUAAUUCAUCAAAUGAAUCUGCAGGUUUGACAACACUUGAAAUUGUAGAGGUCCAUUUAGACAGUGAGUCAACCAUUUCAAAUAUGGAGUCAACUUCCCCCACACGCGUACAUCUGUAUCCUGUCACACACAUCACUGAUAAUGUUGAACUUUCCUCUGGCAAACGGAUUUCUGAAGAGGAUCCGGAAGAAGAAAGUCAAUCAAAAAUCCAGAGAACUGUUUGAAACCCAUGUACAGCUAUAUUAUUUUAUAGUGUCUAAAUGUAUGGCUUUAUUUUUAUUCAAUAUUUCAAUGAAUAAUUUAUUAAUAUUUAAUUCAAAUUGUUCUUAUUUUAGUUUUUUAAAUGGAGGUUAGAGAGAAUUUAUUUGACUUAUGAACUUUGACCAUUUCAGAUUGCUUUGUGCCAAAGAGUACUGUGCAAUUUCCUUGCGCAGCAGAGAUAUUUAGGCAAUACAAUAAAUCCUUAUUUCUUAAGAUGAGAGCAAGACUGUAGACUGACCUUUUGACCUUUCAAAAAAAUUACUAACACAGGAAUAAACUACAAUUAUUGUUAUAGUUCUGGAUGAAACCAAUAUUGGAAAAAUAAGCUGACUGCUAACCAUGAUUGAUUAAAAUAAUGAAACAUUCUGCAAUCUGUUUGAUUUCAAGGCCAUUCAACUGAAUCUGUUUCUAUUUUAUAGGAGCUUUAGGAAUUCACUAAUAGUUAUGAUAAAGUAUAAAUUUAUAUUCGAUAAAGUUAAAUCUUUGGGAAGGGCCACUGACAAUUCAGUCAUCAGGUAAUGGAAGUUGACCAUCAAGUAGGCUUACUAUCUUGUGUGCAUGAUGGCGUCUCCUGAAUUUUAAUGACCUUUGCAUUACCAGAUGGUUGUAUUAAAGGAACAUAGAUUUGUGACAACUAUUGUCCCUUUAUAUACAUUGCAAUAAUGUCUAGCAUUUUGCCUUUCACACCCCUCAAAGCUACUAAUCCAAGUUACUCAGAAAUGUGAUAGACCUGCUAGAAUAAUUAACGGCAAAACUCUGCCACAAUUGGUGCUGGAUAUUCCAUUAACAUCAGGUAUGUUUUUGGUGAGCAGCAUGUAGAAUAGGGCAGGUAGCCAUAUUGAUAAUUUUCCUACCAACCCCAGAGCUCAGCCUCAUAAUGUGGAAGAUGAUGCGCACCUAAAUUGGCAACCCAACCACCAUAUAUAAAGCAACUACAAGUAAAUUGAGCUUGUCAUCUGCUGAAAGAAAAUCACUUUGCUUUUCACAUUCAGUCUUAAUAUAUUGUAAGCUGACUGCUUACAAGGUACCUCAAAUGCCUUUGGAGUUUGUAUAAUCUCUGCGUACUUUAAGCUGUUUUUAUUAAAUGACCAAGUGACUUGUGCAAUUUGGUUGUGUUUUCAUUA